AUGGCAGGAGAAAAGUGGGCGUUUGAGCAAACCUUUUCUUUUAACCAUCUUCCCUGCAAGGAGCUGUCCUUCCUAAAGAACCGGGAUAUUUUACAACUCCUCAUGAAAUGGUCCAUGCUGGGGAGGAUGUCAGCUCAGUCGUACAGCUUUGACCAGUGCUUUUACCCGUACAACAGUGACGCGUUUGCACUGUGUUUCUUUAGAGAUCCCAACGUGGCAUCCAGUCUGAGAAAGACGGAGGCCGGAGCCUGGGUGCCUCUUGACAAGCCGGUGGUGUCUGUUGACGUGGAGCCGGUGCAGUGCACUAAAGUCUCCAUGGAGCUGUUCGACCCAAUCUACUCUUGUGGGAUCGUGAGGCCCUCUGGACAUGUAGUCAAAUGCUUUCAUGAUGUCUACCCCGACUAUGAUGAACUCAGACAGAUGUUGCAGGAAGAGGACUCUGAGCACCACUAUGUGGUUGGGAAGGAGGCGCGAGGAGAGUUUCUGUUUCUCCUCUUUAAGCACUUGUGUGUCGGGGGAGAGCUCUGUCAGUACGAAGACACCAUCGAUCCUUACAUCAGUACCACAAAGCACAUCUACAAAGACCUGAUCAGUGUUCAGAAGGAUCCAGAGACUAAGAAGAUCCACGUUGUCUCCACAGUCCUUAAAGUCUGUGCAUAUGAUGAGUCUGGACGAUGUUAUCCCGGAAGACGAGAGGAGGAGCAGACAUUUGCCUAUGUGAUCGUGGAUCCCUUCAAACGACACGCAACGUUGUUCUCCCACUGCUACGGUGUAGGACAGUUCACAUUGUGA
This is a messenger RNA of Cyclopterus lumpus (lumpfish), 792 nucleotides long. RefSeq names its product cilia and flagella associated protein 300 (gene cfap300). The record is from RefSeq and is a predicted model, not a curated record. The transcript has 7 exons. Bases 1 to 792 code for a protein of 263 amino acids. Lineage: Eukaryota; Metazoa; Chordata; Actinopteri; Perciformes; Cyclopteridae.